This is a messenger RNA of Postia placenta MAD-698-R-SB12, 1608 nucleotides long. RefSeq lists its product as hypothetical. The record is from RefSeq and is a predicted model, not a curated record. The coding region runs from base 1 to 1608 and encodes 535 amino acids. Lineage: Eukaryota; Fungi; Basidiomycota; Agaricomycetes; Polyporales; Adustoporiaceae. The transcript has a single exon.
AUGGCAGAGGGGAGCAAGAGCGACAGGCCUUUUGGCGAGGCAACGCGGAUCAGUGAACGCUGCGACAGUCUGCACAAGCCCUCGCCAGACGAUCGUUGUGUGGUCGACCGUCUCCCUACGGAGCUCCUCGUGCACACGUUCUACCUGGGGCUCGUAGACGCUCUCGCUGCAUUCCUGGAUGUCCUCUCGGGCAUACAUCGUGAGCAAGAUACCUCUACCGGGCCAGAAUUACCUUUCGAAGUCAUCGUCUCUCAUGUAUGCCGUCGUUGGCGCGAAGUUGCGCUCACCACGCCCGCGUUAUGGGCACAGGUCGCGAUUACAUCUUCCACCAUGCACUCCAAGACUCAAGCAUACCUGGCACGGGCCAAGACAGUUGCCGUCGAUAUUACCAUCGACCUCAAAUCCCCGAGCACGGAUGUAUCGGCGCUCGUAUCUGUCUCUAGAGGGACCAAGAAGCAGAUCGCUCAGAUGGUGUUUGAACAUUGGCUCCUCCUCUCCCCCUCCAUCUCCCACUGGCGCACCUUCGCGCUGAGAACGGCCAACUCACUCGUCAUGCACGCGUUUUUGAUUGCCCUCCACUGCUGCUCUCCGGCGCCCAUGCUCGAAAAUCUUGUGCUGGCGGACAAGCCUGCCUUCGUGUCGCAUCUCCAUAGACACGAGUGGCCGCUCUGCAUCAACCCCUUUUUCCUCAACGCGCCAAAGCUAAGCAAGGCCAUCCUGUCUGGCGUGUACUUCAACUGGCCACAGACGGGUUUUGCGCACGCUCUGACGACCUUGGAGCUCUCGAAUCACCAGCCUGGCAUUCGCCCGAGCUACCAGGAUUUGGCACGGAUUCUGCGCGAGUCUCCCAGCCUCAAAGCGCUCACCCUAAAGUUCUCGGGGCCGACAGGAGGCCCUGCGGACUGGGGCGUGGAUACAUAUCUAGAUAUCCCAGAACACGUCCCGGAAUCAUGCAGGUCUAUGCUCUGGUCUCAGUCGGUGGCGCGCCUGACGCUCGACCAGAUAGACGAAGAGUAUGCCGCCGAGCUGAUCGACCGGCUCGCGUUGCCUAGCCUGACCCGUCUCGAGAUAGACAUCGUGUCGGGCGACUGCACGGGUGUCCUCGAGGCUCUGAUCCGCCCUCGCCCUCCCGACAAUAAAUCUCUGCUUGCUGGCCUCACCGACCUCCGUCUUAAGCAGUUCCGUGGGGGAGAUGCGAGGGUCAUCGCCGAGGCAUACGGUGCGAUGCCGAACUUGACGACGUUUUGGUUCGGUCUCGACAUAUGCUCCCCACUGUGGCUCUCGCUGCUCUCCCACAAGGACGUGCUGCCGCGCCUGCGCAACCUUGUGCCUAUUGCGGUCACCGGCUGGCAGCUGCGUGCCCUGAUCAGCAAGCGGCAGGAGUGGGGUGCGCCCCUGUGGACGGUGGUGAUGGCGGGUUCCCCCGAGCUCGGCGAGGAGGACAGACGGUGGCUGACCCUCAACACACAUAUAUUUAUGGUCAUGCCUAUUCCCGAAAGCGCAGGGAUUCCUGUCAGUGCCGUAGGCGUGGACGUUGCGGAUGAGGAUGACUGGACGGAUGGCAACUCCGACGACGGAUCGGAUGAGUAUUGGGAGGACAAUUGGUAG